Molecule: messenger RNA, 489 nt
Organism: Kluyveromyces marxianus DMKU3-1042
Lineage: Eukaryota; Fungi; Ascomycota; Saccharomycetes; Saccharomycetales; Saccharomycetaceae
Gene: MRPL49
Product: mitochondrial 54S ribosomal protein bL21m
Exons: 1
Coding region: 1-489 (162 amino acids)
Cellular component (GO): ribosome; mitochondrial large ribosomal subunit
Molecular function (GO): structural constituent of ribosome
Source: RefSeq, a predicted model, not a curated record
AUGCUUAGGAACUUUAGCCAACUUUUGGGACGCCCUUUGAGGCCAUUAGCGGGCAUUUCUACUUCUAUUAAACCUUUGAACCUCGGUUUUGUUCGGAAGACACAUUCUGAAGUUGAAAAGAAGAGCAGUAAAGUGGACUUGACACCUUUGAAACUAGCCAAUGAACUAUACGCUAUAUUCAGAAUUCAUAACAGGCCAUACUUGGUGACAAAGGGAGACAAGGUGAUUCUUCCAUUCAAAUUGAAACAAGCAGAAGUGGGAGAUGUGCUGAAUUUGAACGAUGUGACCACGAUUGGAUCGCGUAACUUCAAGCUAGUAGACGAGCCUAUCGACACUGAACUAUAUACACUCAAGGCUACUGUGGUGGAAAAGACGAAACGUCCACUAAGAGUGAGAGAAGUGACAAAGAGAAGAAACAGAAAGGUACGUCAUGCAACGAAUAAGGCUGAUCUCACCGUCCUAAGAAUAUCCGAAUUGAAGGUCAAUUGA